UCAAACAUCACAAAAAUCACACAAAUACACACUUCAACAAUGGAGGUUCUAUAUCUAUACAUUUCCCUCAUAAUCCUUCUAUUUUCUUACCUCUUCACCACCCAUUUUCGUCGUAAAUCCGCCACUCUUCCACCAACUAUCUUCCCAUCCCUUCCAAUAAUCGGCCAUCUGUACCUUUUCAAACCGCCACUCUAUCGUACCUUAGCCAAACUUGCAUCAAAAUACGGUCCGAUUCUUUAUCUCAAAUUUGGCUCUCGACGUGUCGUAAUAAUCUCUUCCCCAUCUGCCGUCGAAGAAUGUUUCACAAAAAACGACAUCGUUUUUGCAAACCGUCCUAAAAUGUUAUUUGGAAAAAUAAUAGGUGUAAAUUACACUAGUCUUGCAUGGGCACCUUAUGGUGAUAAUUGGCGUAACCUUAGACGUAUAGCUUCUAUUGAAAUACUAUCUAUUCAUCGUCUUAACGAGUUUCAUGACAUACGUGUGGAAGAAGCAAAGUUUUUAAACCGUAAAUUGUUACUUAAUUCGUCUUCACAAGUGGCGGUCAAGGCGGUAUUUUAUGAACUUACAUUGAACAUUAUGAUGAUUAUGAUAUCUGGAAAAAGGUAUUUUGGUGGUGAGAAUCCGGAAAUGGAGGAAGAAGGGAAGCGGUUUCUCGAUAUGUUAAAUGAGACAUUUGUGUUAGCUGGUGCGACGAAUGUUGGCGAUUAUUUGCCGAUUUUGAGUUGGCUUGGAGUGAAAGGUUUGGAGAAAAGGUUGAUUAAGUUGCAAGAAGAAAGAGAUGUUUUCUUUCAAGGGUUGAUUGAGCAACUUAGGAAAAGUAAAGGGAGUGAAAGUGGAAAUAAGAGGAAGACUAUGAUUGAAGUAUUAUUAGCCUUGCAAGAAUCAGAACCUGAAUAUUAUACUGAUGCUAUGAUUCGAAGCUUUGUGCUGGUCUUAUUAGCAGCUGGAAGUGAUACUUCGGCCACAACAAUGGAAUGGGCUAUGGCACUUAUGCUAAACCACCCACAAGUUCUAAAAAAGGCCCAAGACGAAAUCGAUAGAGUUGUUGGCAACAAUCGUCUUGUUGAUGAAUCAGACAUAGCUAAUUUACCUUACCUUCGCUGUAUAAUAAACGAGACACUACGAUUAACCCCUCCUGGCCCGUUACUAGUUCCACACGAGGCAUCAGAGGAUUGUGUUGUUGGUGGCUAUACCAUCCCAAGUGGGACGAUGUUGCUUAUCAAUCAAUGGGCCAUACAUCAUGACCCAAAGAUUUGGGCCGACCCUGAAAUGUUUAAACCGGAAAGAUUUGAAGGGCUGGAAGGUACACGAGAUGGAUUUAAGCUAUUGCCAUUUGGGUCAGGAAGGAGAAGUUGUCCUGGAGAAGGGUUGGCGGUUCGUGUGAUUGGGAUGACUUUGGGUUCAGUGAUCCAAUGUUUUGAUUGGGAACGGAUGAGUGAAGAAUUGGUCGAUUUGACCGAAGGUCCUGGGCUCACAAUGCCUAAGGCAGUACCGUUGGUCGCCAAGUACAAACCGAGGCCAGAGAUGAAGAAUUUGUUGUCCCAACUUUAAGUUGAAUUAAGGAUACCUAUCUUUUUGUUCCUAUACAAAUUGGUGAUGAAUCAUGUAACGUUUCACUGUUUCUAGCCUUUUUUGUAUUUUUUGGAUUACGAAUAUUUGUAUGAUUCUAUAUAGUUUUAAUCUAGAAAACAUAUAUAUAAAUAGUAGUAUAUACGACUCAAUAGUAAUUUUGUCACUUA
Messenger RNA from Erigeron canadensis, 1739 nucleotides. Its product is annotated as cytochrome P450 81Q32-like. Gene Ontology annotation, molecular function: oxidoreductase activity, acting on paired donors, with incorporation or reduction of molecular oxygen; monooxygenase activity; iron ion binding. The record is from RefSeq and is a predicted model, not a curated record. NCBI's taxonomy places the organism in Eukaryota, Viridiplantae, Streptophyta, Magnoliopsida, Asterales, Asteraceae. Bases 40 to 1551 code for a protein of 503 amino acids. The transcript is spliced from 2 exons.